UCACCUCAAGCUAUGAGUUUUCCAAGGCAUAUUUGGUACUAUCGGAAGUUGAUAAUUAUUUUAUUCUUUCCACUGUUAUUCCUGCCGUUGCCUCUCAUCACCAAGACUAAAGAGUCUGAAUGUGCUUUUACAAUGCUUGUGGUGGCGAUCUAUUGGCUAACGGAAGCAAUGCCUCUUUCUGUAACAGCUUUACUCCCAGCACUCAUGUUUCCACUCUUUGGCAUCAUGAAGUCCUCAGAAGUUGCAUCUGUCUACUUCAAAGAUUUCCAUGUCUUGUUAAUUGGCGUUAUUUGCUUGGCCACUUCUAUUGAAAAAUGGAAUCUACACAAGAGAAUAGCCCUGAGGAUGGUGAUCAUAAUGGGAGUCAAUCCUGGACGGCUAAUGAUGGGAUUUAUGCUCAGUUGUGUCUUCCUCUCAAUGUGGCUUAGUAACACCUCCACUGCGGCCAUGGUAAUGCCAAUUGUUGAGGCCGUUCUUCAACAGAUUAUGAAUGCAGAAGCAGUGACGGAUGUCACUCAAAACACUAUGAAUGGAUUCACUAACCAAGCCUUGGAACUGCAUGAGAAAGAAUCUGUAAUGAAGAAGUUGGAAGAAAAAGGACAAAUCGAACUUGAGUGCUGCAAAGAGGAAAUAGUAAAGGAAAAAGAAAAUGAACAAAUGAAACAAAAAAACAAGGGAAUGAAUGGAUAUUGCCCUGAUGGAGAUAUUCAAGCAAGCAAAGUAGAACCAGAUGAGGCUAUGAAAGAAGAAGCCGUCAGCAAAUACAAAAGUGAGAAAGAUCAUAACUUAUGCAAAGGAAUGUGUCUCUGCAUUGCUUAUUCUUCCACUAUUGGAGGAUUAACUACUAUUACUGGCACCUCAACCAACCUUAUUUUUGCUGAGCAAUUCAACAUGCACUAUCCAGAAUGCCACUGUAUAAAUUUUGGGUCUUGGUUCAUACUGGUGCUCCCCAUGACUGUGAUCAUUAUGGUUUUAUCUUGGGUCUGGCUGCAUAUCAUUUACUUUGGUUUCAACUUUUCAAAGGCACUUGAAUUUCGCAAAGAAAAAAGCAACAGAGAAAAGGCAUCAAUAAAAUUGAUUGAAGAGGCAUACAAGAAGCUUGGACCCAUGGGGUAUCCGGAGAUCGUUACCCUCACUAUAUUUUGCUUCAUGGCAAUUUUGUGGUUUACGCGCAAUCCUGGAUUUUUUCCUGGUUGGUUCAAUCUUUUUCCACAGUACAAAGGUUUUGCCACAGAUUCCACCGUGGCCCUCUUGCUAGGAAUUCUAUUUUUCAUCUUGCCUGCUGAGAAUCCUGCUUCAGUUUUAAAAAAGAGAGGGGAGAAGGAGUACACCACACUUAUUACUUGGAAAGAGUUCCAGUCGUGCAUGCCUUGGGAAAUAUCAUUACUUGUUGGUGGUGGCUUUGCCCUGGCAAAGGGUUCUGAGGUAUCUGGGCUUUCUUUAUGGGUGGGAAGCAAGCUGGAACCACUCGGCACCUUGCCAGUAUGGGUUAUUGUGCUGGUGUCCUGUUUGAUUGUAACAAGCGUCACAGAGGUUGCCAGCAACCCAGCCACCAUCACAAUCUUCCUUCCAAUUCUAGUUGCAUUGUCUGAAGCCACUCAUAUAAAUCCACUUUACUUAUUAAUACCCUCAACUCUUUGCACCUCAUUUGCAUUCCUCCUGCCAGUGUCCAAUCCUCCAAACGCUAUUGUCUUUGGAUAUGGCCAUCUCACUGUCAUGGAUAUGGUAAAAGCUGGAUUGGGUGUUAACAUAAUUGGCAUUGUAGUCGUGAUGAUUGCAAUAUCAACUUGGGCUAUUCCAUUAUUUGACCUCAAAACGUACCCUUCAUGGGCACAAGACCUCAGAAAUGCAACAAUUCCAUAGCACCUAAGAUGUCAUGAAUAGGCCAAACUUGACUGAGAAUCCUAUUGUUAUUAAUUUGAAUUAUGAAGACAAUUUCUUGUGGUGAGACUGUCAAAAGCAGCAAUUUAUACAAUAAGGAUUUCUGCUUGUUCAAUUCUGGACUGUGUUCCAACAAAAGACCCAAACUACAGCAUAGAAUGUAGUGAAAAUUAUAAAUGUAAUUCUGUAUCCAUUUACGAAGAUUGUAAGUACUUCACACUGUGCAAAAUUUCAUUUGAGAUGAAACUUCUAUUGAGGUUUUAUGAAUAUAUGAUUUACAAUUAAUUUUCUAUAUAUUCAACUUUUGAACAAAAGCUUUUUCCUGACUAUGUUAUGUUGCACCAUUUUUCUUGAGAUUCCACUGAAAUCUUACUUUUGGUGAAGCUACUUAUCUGAAGGAGCCACAAUUUGACUAGAUUUUUGUACUUUGUGCCAUUUUGAGGUAACCUAAGGUACUAUUAAAAUGCAAAUAUUUUCUUGCUUUUUGGUGGUUGUUGGUACAAUAUAUUGUGUUUUAAUAAACUGCAUUGGAAAGAACAUAAUUAGCAGAUUCACAUGUGCUUACACAAUGUUUUCACAAUAUUGUAUAUACUGGUGAAGAGUGACACUGCCAAGGGUUUCAACUGGUCCUUUUCUGGCCUGGGAAAUUAUGAAAGGCACCUCUUGUAUCUUCCUCAUUUCAAAUUACGUCAAUUGCCUUGAUUUACUUACUUCGUUUGGUCGCUUUGUGGCUCCUUGGGGCAGGUUUUGUCUGAAUUCCCUCACUCAAAACUAUCCCUCUUUUGUAAGUACAUUAGAAACAAUUAUAUCUGGAAUUUGCUCAUGGGCAAUGCUUAAACUAUUUACUAGGAUAUAAAUGAAAUUUAAAUAUCAUAGUGGCCUUUGAACUAAUGUUUGCAUUUUAUUUGUAUUCCAUUUCCUUCCUGAUAUAUUUUUUGUCAAUGUAAAUGUAACUAAGCACACGUGAGGAAAUUAUUAUUCUGUUUGUUUAGUAAGUUUUUAGAAGUCACUUCAAUCUCAACCUUCCAGUGGGAAUUAGACGGUACUUAUUUUCUGUUUACCAAACUUUUUCAUGAGAGAAAUGCAGACCUCAUUUGCAUGGCUGUUUGUUAUAGCAUUGUUCAUGACAGGGUAUCAAACAAAUUCUCUGCAUCAGUUUAAUGUUCCUGCUGCAGUAUUCAUUGAUGCGGCUACAGAUAGGAACUGUAGAAUUUUCUUCCGAAAAACUGUC
Messenger RNA from Pristis pectinata (smalltooth sawfish), 3112 nucleotides. RefSeq names its product solute carrier family 13 member 1 (gene slc13a1). Lineage: Eukaryota; Metazoa; Chordata; Chondrichthyes; Rhinopristiformes; Pristidae. The record is from RefSeq and is a predicted model, not a curated record. Bases 13 to 1863 code for a protein of 616 amino acids. Gene Ontology annotation, molecular function: sodium:sulfate symporter activity. Gene Ontology annotation, cellular component: membrane. Gene Ontology annotation, biological process: monoatomic anion transmembrane transport. The transcript is spliced from 15 exons.